UGUAUACCUUCCACUUGAAACUAUAUCUAACCUAAGCCAGUGACAAUUUCCCUCAACCACAUUCAGUCGCGACAUAACCAAAUUUUCUCUGACCUAAUAGCACCGAACUCAUGGUAGAUGCCGCAGCUGACGAGCCCUGCCAUCGGGUAGCUACCGUGGUUCGCUCAGAUAAUGAUUUUCAGUUCAAGAUCAACUCUCUUCCCAUCCCCAAGCUUCAGCCUUGGGAAGUGCUCGUCAAACUAUCUGCAACUGGUGUCUGCGGCACUGAUAUGGCCCUUGCAGGUGGCUACCUCGGUCCAUGCCGUGAGGUUCUUGGCCAUGAGGGCGUGGGACGCGUGGUUCAAGUUGGCUCUGGUGUAGAUCCCGGUUCUGUCAAGAUUGGGGAUAGAGUUGGCAUCGCUUGGGUCAGAGACGUCUGCGGUCGAUGCAAUUGUUGUCGUGAGCCUGGCGGCGAAGUCCGUUGUCUAGAGCAGCAGAAUUCUGGACGAAAAUGGGAUGGAACAUUCGCCGAACACUGCAUUGUACCAAGUCGUUAUGUGCUCACAAUUCCGGAGUCGGAUGAGCUCCCAGAUGAACUGGUUGCACCGACAUUGUGUGGCGGCGUUACUGCAUAUAAAGCCCUCAAGGCUUGUGGAGCGACACCGGGAGAAUGGGUUGCUAUAGUCGGAGCUGGCGGUGGUGUUGGGGGUUUGGGGAUUCAGUAUGCGAAGGCCAUGGGAUUCCGUGUUGCUGCUGUUGAUAUCGGGCCCGCAAAAGAUUCCUGUAUCAAGAUGGGAGCUGAUGCAUACUUUGACGGAGCAUCGCCUGCUACACCAGCGGGAUUGAGGAAGCUUACUCCCAACGAAGCUGGAGCCAAGGCCGUUAUUGUUACCGCAGGAUCUGGUCGAGCUUAUCAAAACGCUCUUGAUCUAGUUGCAGUGUUUGGUACUCUGGUCUGCGUUGGUAUUCCUCCACCAGAUCAAGCGAUGAGUCUGCAUCCUCUGACUCUCAUUGACCGUGGCAUUAACCUUUUGGGAACGUUGGUGGGAACACGGACUGAAACACUGGAAGCUCUCGAGUUCGUAAGGAGAGGCGUGGUGAAGCCCAUUGUGGAGUCAUUGAACUUCGAUGAACUGGACAAUCUGGUUAAUCGGUUCUCCAAGACAUCGGGAAAACUGGUCAUUCAAUUCAAAUCAUAGUGCUCUAUCUUGGUUCUUUUGC
Molecule: messenger RNA, 1200 nt
Organism: Fusarium oxysporum Fo47
Lineage: Eukaryota; Fungi; Ascomycota; Sordariomycetes; Hypocreales; Nectriaceae
Product: chaperonin 10-like protein
Exons: 3
Coding region: 111-1178 (355 amino acids)
Molecular function (GO): zinc ion binding; oxidoreductase activity
Source: RefSeq, a predicted model, not a curated record